This is a messenger RNA of Coregonus clupeaformis (lake whitefish), 3249 nucleotides long. Its product is annotated as pantothenate kinase 1. Gene Ontology annotation, molecular function: ATP binding; pantothenate kinase activity. Gene Ontology annotation, biological process: coenzyme A biosynthetic process. NCBI's taxonomy places the organism in Eukaryota, Metazoa, Chordata, Actinopteri, Salmoniformes, Salmonidae. The transcript has 8 exons. The record is from RefSeq and is a predicted model, not a curated record. Bases 280 to 1689 code for a protein of 469 amino acids. Gene Ontology annotation, cellular component: cytosol; nucleus.
CGGCUGUUUGACUCCCGCAGCGGACUGUUAAGUGGGAAAAUGAGCUCGACCAAACCGUGUUUUAGCGGAUAGGUCUUCACACCUUUUAUCAACAGAAUAAAGGUUAUCGGUACCAAGAGCGGAUAAAUAUUUUCUACCAUUUAAGAGCAAUUUCAUAUGAAACACAUUUUCCCUUGAGCGGGUUGCAUUUUAUCGCACGGGCUAACGUCAGCUAUAGCAGCUCGUUUCCUUUAGCUUGGUAGCAAGCCUUCUAUCACACGUAGCUAGUUAGCUGCAACAAUGGAUAAAGCCAAAUCAAUUAUCGAUAAAAAAGGGUCGGGAUCGUGUUAUGCCAACGGACUGCAAAGGGGGUUUCAUUCUCAGGCUAACAACGGUGGAUGCAAUGCAUACAAAUCAAGUGGAAACUGUAGUGGUGCUAGUAGCAAUGUUGAACACUUCCAUCAUCUGCAUACCUAUGAUGUCGAAGCCAAUGGGUCCUCUCCUGCGAAAAGAUGCAGGUUACGAAGAAGAGUUGAAUCAGUGAAGAGGAACAGGCCACCCUUCCCCUGGUUCGGGAUGGACAUCGGCGGUACUCUGGUGAAGCUGGUCUACUUCGAGCCCAAGGACAUCACGGCGGAGGAGGAGCAGGAAGAGGUGGAGAGCCUGAAGAGCAUCCGUCGCUACCUGACCUCCAACACGGCGUACGGGAAGACGGGAGUCCGAGACGUUCACCUGGAGCUGAAGAACCUGACCAUGUGCGGCCGGACGGGCAACCUGCACUUCAUCCGCUUCCCCACGCAGGCCAUGCACCGCUUCAUCCAGAUGGGCCGGGACAAGAACUUCUCCAGCCUCCACACCACGCUCUGCGCCACUGGCGGCGGGGCCUACAAGUUUGAGAAUGACUUCAGAACGAUGGCUGAUUUAGAGCUGUUGAAGCUGGAUGAGCUUGACUGUCUGAUUCGUGGCCUGCUCUACGUGGACUCCGUGAGCUUCAACGGUCACCCUCAGUGUUACUACUUGGAGAACCCGUCAGACACCCAGAACAGUGUGAAGACCCCGUGCAGUCUGGCCGACCCGUUCCCUAUGCUGCUGGUCAACAUUGGAUCUGGGGUUAGCAUCCUGGCUGUGUACUCCAAAGAUGACUACAAACGGGUCACCGGUACCAGUCUUGGUGGGGGAACAUUCCUGGGCCUGUGCUGCUUGCUGACGGGGUGUGAGACGUUUGAAGAGGCGCUGGAUAUGGCUAGCAGAGGGGACAGCAGCAAUGUGGACAAGCUGGUGAAGGAUAUCUACGGAGGAGACUAUGAGCGCUUCAGUCUCCAAGGAUCUGCUGUGGCCUCCAGAAAUGCAGGGGUCUUUUCUAACGGAGCGCUGGCACCGAGGAGCUCAGAGGAAAAAAGCUUUGGCCACAUGAUGAGCAAGGAGAAACGAGACUCCAUCAGCAAAGAGGACCUGGCCCGGGCUACGCUAGUCACCAUCACCAAUAACAUAGGUUCCAUUGCACGCAUGUGUGCCGUCAACGAGAAAAUUGAGAGAGUUGUGUUUGUUGGGAAUUUCUUACGGAUCAACACCAUUUCAACUAAGCUGCUGGCCUACGCCAUGGACUUCUGGUCAAAGGGGCAACUGAAGGCCCUGUUCUUAGAACACGAGGGCUAUUUUGGAGCGGUUGGGGCCUUACUGGAGCUUCUAACGUCGUCUGAGGAGCCGUGAAGAGAUGCCCCCCGUGUCGUCUCUAUAGAAGCUGCUGAAAAGGUUUUCACGGAAGCCACCACAGGAAACUGGAGAAAAAAAACUGGGGGAAAAGCCAUUUUAAAUAAUUUUAACAACUGUAAAUAUCAUUUAACUCCCUCCCCCUAAACUCCCCUCAAAUAGAGGUUUUUAAUAAAACUAAUGCCUCAUGUCAUGGACCCUGGGUGGCAGGUAAAUGCUAAGGAUCACAGAGACGGUGUUCGUUUUUGGCACUUUGUGUAAAUACCUAUUUGUGCAGUUCUAGAGUGCACUAAAGCCAAAACCUGCUGAGAUUUGACCUGUGUUGACAGUCGAGUUACGUCUGAGGUAUAGAGGAAAAUUAGCUUAUGUUAUGUUCUGUCCAGCUAUGUAAAAACGUCUGACAGUGGGAAAGGGUUUAGUUUCAUUCGUAUUAAAUGAAGGGACCAAGAGGCUGUUUCAUCAUCAUUGACCGGCCCUUUAAUUCAGCGGGUCACAACAAGGGUCCACUUUCCUCUGUCGCCAUCAUCAUAGCUUUAAUUAUCACAGCAUGGUUAACAGUAAUGGGGUGUUUUAAAAACCACUGGUUCACCAACCUCCUCAAACUCUCUUUUAGUGAUGGAGUUCUGUGAUCUGCUAGUACGUCAGUCACUUUUCAAGAGAUGUCAUGAUCUUGAUACUUUGGUUGUUUUGAGAUGCUGAACUAUGAGUGUGCCUUUCUCACUAAGAAAGUGCCCUCUCCUCUCCUAACCCUGGCCCAUGACGACACCCACUCUACAGCCAGUCAUGCUGCAGAAUCGCCUAGUGUUUGAAUUGCCUAGUAAGGACUUUUUGAUGUUUUUAUCUAUUGUAGUUGUAAGAAUGGUACAGAACUACUGCCAGCAGUUAGUCUAUAUAGGGAUUUAAGAUAUUUUCUCUUCCUGUGUCUGUGGGAGUUCUUCUCCCAGUGCAAAGGCUCCAUUACCUGCAGUUUGGACAGGAAGUCUCUCUUUUGGCCCCCAAAGUAAUUCCCAUAGCUGCUAUGAGUUUUCUUGUUUAAGUCAUCAGUUAAAGCUAUUCAAUGUGAAUGUGCUUGUAGCUAGAAGAUUGAAGGACCAUCACACUAGACAUGUAUUACCUGUUGGCCUAGGUAUUUCAAACGGUAGCAUUAACUGAGCAGCAAGUAGUCAAAGAAACAUAAAUGUAUUGCAUCCAUCAAACUUCUAUCAUAAUGACCUCCAUAAAAUGUUGCAUAAAAAUUGCUUUGGCACCUCCUCCAGUUAGAAUAAUACCGUUGCAUCCAAUGUCUCAACCUUUGGUAUUAUGACAUCACAGAAUGUUCUGUUCUGUUUGUGUUUUUCCUUACUUUGCUCCAUGUUGGUUAAUGGUCUCAUCCUGUCAGGUGCCACUCUGUUGUCAAACUGGGGAACAGUUCACUUACUGGCUACUCGGUGCCACCCUCUUCUCGACUCAACCCAAUUUGUUGCCUUUGUGGUGUUUUUUAGUGGAACUAAACUGAACAAAAAUAUAAAUGCAACGUGUAAAGUGUUAGUCGCAUGCUGAAAUAAAAGAUCCCCAACAUUU